AGCCACUAUCCAUCGUGUGAGGUGGAAGUGGAGGGCCAAAACUUGUCGUGUGAUUUCGUGCCGCUGAGUAUGAUUGAGUUCGAUGCAAUCCUGGGGAUGGAUUGGCUUGAGAAGCAUCAUGCUAGGGUCGAUUGUUACACGAAAGUACUUGAACUCGAAGGCAAUGAAGGGGUAACCUUACGCUUCGAGGGGGAUAGGGCAAAAUCCAAUAGUUGUAUCAUAUCCGCCGUGAGGGCUAAGAAUAUGAUGAGGAAGGGGUGUCACGCAUAUCUAGCGUAUGUGGUGGACAAAACCAAAGAAGAUACGAGCAUUGAUGAUGUUAGGGGGUAACCUUACGCUUCGAGGGGGAUAGGGCAAAAUCCAAUAGUUGUAUCAUAUCCGCCGUGAGGGCUAAGAAUAUGAUGAGGAAGGGGUGUCACGCAUAUCUAGCGUAUGUGGUGGACAAAACCAAAGAAGAUACGAGCAUUGAUGAUGUUAGGGUAGUAUGCAAGUAUCGGGACGUCUUUCCUAAAGACUUACCGGGACUUCCACCCGAUAGGGAGAUUGAGUUCGUGAUCGAGGUCGAGCCCGGCACCAAACCAAUCUCCAUACCGCCAUACCGUAUGGCACCCGCUGAACUUAACGAGUUGAAAACCCAAUUGCAAGAGCUUUUGGAUAAUGGUUUCAUUAGACCAAGCCACUCCCCGUGGGGAGCACCAGUUCUUUUUGUGAAAAAGAAAGAUGGGACACUUCGAAUGUGUAUUGACUAUCGUCAACUGAACAAGGUCACAAUCAAGAAUAGGUAUCCUUUGCCUAGAAUUGAUGACUUGUUUGACCAACUACGAGGGGCAACCGUGUUUUCAAAGAUCGAUUUGAGGUCGGGUUACCAUCAAUUGAAGAUUAAGGAAGACGACAUACCAAAGAGUGCUUUCCGCACAAGGUAUGGACAUUUUGAGUUCCUUGUUAUGUCGUUUGGGUUAACAAACGCCCCAGCGGCAUUCAUGGACUUGAUGAACCGAGUAUUCCAUAAAUACUUGGAUCGAUUCGUGAUUGUGUUCAUAGACGACAUUUUGAUUUACUCAAAGAGUGAGGAAGAGCAUGAAGAGCACUUGAUACUCGUUCUUGAGACACUACGGGAGAAGCAACUUUAUGCCAAAUUUUCUAAAUGUGAAUUUUGGCUAAAGGAAAUUGGCUUUCUCGGGCAUGUGGUUUCGGGAUCGGGAAUUGCUGUUGAUAAUAAGAAGAUAGAGGCCAUUACCGAAUGGGAGAGACCAAGGAAUGUCAAGGAGAUUCGUAGUUUCCUUGGAUUGGCAGGCUAUUACAGAAAGUUCGUGGAAAAGUUCUCUGUUUUGGCGUCGCCGUUGACGAAGCUCACUCGAAAGGGAGCUAAGUUUAUAUGGGAUGACAAAUGUGAGAAAGGAUUCAUCGAACUAAAGAAGAGAUUGACCGAGGCACCGGUACUUGCAUUACCCAAACAGGGUGUGGGGUACGAUGUCUAUAGUGACGCGAGCAUCCAAGGGUUUGGGUGUGUGUUGAUGCAGGAAGGGAGGGUAAUUGCCUAUGCUUCACGACAGUUGAAGAAGCAUGAGGUAAAUUAUCCUACCCAUGAUCUGGAGCUGGGAGCAGUGGUGUUUGCACUGAAGAUAUGGAGACAUUAUCUCUACGGGGAGACAUGUCACAUAUACACUGAUCACAAGAGCUUGAAGUACGUGUUUACUCAGAAAGAGCUAAACAUGAGACAGAGACGGUGGAUGGAGCUGAUAAAAGACUACCAUCUAGUGAUAGAGUACCACCCAGGCAAGGCAAAUGUGGUGGCAGAUGCUUUGAGCCGGAAGAGCUCGUCUGGGGCAUUGCUAGCUAAUUUGAGGGCAUUAAGAGCCCAACUGGAGGUAUCCAGCGAUGGUGCCUUAUUGGCACGAUUUGAGGUGAGACCUACUUUACUUGAUGAGAUCAAGAAGGGUCAGGAAACCGACGAAGAAAUUAUGAAGAUCCGGGAACGCAUGCAAGUGGGACCGGUGGAGGACUUCAGAGAAAGAGAUGACGGUCUCUUAUUAUUUCGUGACCGAGUGUGUGUACCGGCAGAUGAGGAGCUCCGAAAGUCCAUCUUAGAGGAGGCUCAUUCAUCGGCGUAUGCCAUGCACCCGGGGGGCACGAAAAUGUACCGUGACUUGAAAGAAAGUUACUGGUGGUCUGGGAUGAAGAGGGAAAUAGCCGAAUACAUUAGUCGAUGCCUUACUUGUCAACAAGUUAAGGCGGAACAUCAGCAUCCAGCAGGCUUAUUGCAGCCACUUUCCAUUCCUGAAUGGAAGUGGGAACACGUGACUAUGGAUUUCGUGGUAGGUUUACCACGGACAAUCAGGAACUAUGAUGCAGUUUGGGUCGUUGUGGAUAGGCUCACAAAGAGUGCACACUUCUUGCCUAUCAACACUACCUACCCACUUGAGAGGUUAGCCAAAUUGUAUACGGAUGAGAUCGUGAGGCUGCAUGGGGUCCCAGUGACCAUUGUAUCCGAUAGAGACCCACGAUUCACAUCACGUUUUUGGCCGAAAUUUCAGGAGUCUAUGGGAACGAGGUUGAAGUUCAGUACUGCUUUCCACCCACAGACGGAUGGACAGUCUGAAAGAGUCAUACAGAUCUUGGAAGACAUGUUGAGGGCUUGUGCAUUGGAGUUCCAAGGAAGUUGGGACAACCACUUAGCACUUGUGGAGUUUGCCUAUAACAACAGUUAUCAGGCAAGCAUCGGCAUGCCUCCAUACGAGGCAUUGUAUGGGAGAAGGUGUCGUACACCGUUAUGC
Molecule: messenger RNA, 2774 nt
Organism: Cuscuta epithymum
Lineage: Eukaryota; Viridiplantae; Streptophyta; Magnoliopsida; Solanales; Convolvulaceae
Source: the annotation of a GenBank genome assembly